AUGGCCUACAAACGCCUCGUGUGCCUCAACAACAAAUUUCGCAAGGAUCCGUCACUGAAGCUGGCUAUGCAGAAGCAGAUCGACAACCUUUUGGCUAAGGGAUACGCAAAGAAGUUGAACACAGCUGAGCUAGUAGCACAUAAAGGACGCGUGUGGUACAUGCCAAUAUUCGUGACUUGCAACCCAAAUAAGCCCGGGAAAAUGCGCCUAGUCUGGGACGCAGCCGCUAAAAGUAAAGGAGUAGCGCUUAACGACGCCGUUUUAGGCGGGCCCGACUUUUUGAUUCCUUUAGUCGACAUCUUAUUGAAAUUCCGUAUCGGAAAGGUCGCCAUCUGCGGCGAUAUCGCCGAAAUGUUCCACCAAAUUAAUGUAACUAAUAACGAUAUGCACGUGCAAAGGUUUCUUUGGCUGGACAACGAGGACGACAUUAGCCAACCCAGCGUCUACGUCAUGCGCGCCCUCACGUUCGGUAUAAGCUGCGCUCCGUGCAUUGCGCACUAUGUGCGCGACAAAAACGCGAACACCUUCGUUCAACAAUUUCCGGAAGCCGUCGAUGCUAUAACACGUUACCAUUACGUUGACGACUUUAUCUACAGCGGGGAUAGCGAACAGGCUGUCAUACAACUAGCAAAAAUGGUAAAACAUAUACACGCCGCCGCCGGGUUUCAUAUUCGAAACUGGGCAUCAAACUCAGCAGUGGUCUUAAAACAUAUGGAAGGCAGUUGCAAUAGGACUCAAGAACCAUUGCAGUUGAAUUCGAACGAAAAGAUUCUAGGAGUAUACUGGGAUCCAAAUAAAGACGUAUUCAAAUACGCGCUCAGGUUCACAAGACUAAAGCGAAACGUUGUAGCAGGCGACACUACACCAACAAAGCGCGAGAUCCUUCAGGUCUUAAUGUCCAUUUUCGACCCUCUUGGUCUUCUAUCUAACUAUACCAUAACACUAAAAAUUUUACUCCAAGAAAUAUGGCGCUCAGGCUUAGAUUGGGACGAAGAGAUCGACGCCGCAAUGGAGUCAAAAUGGUGCCAGUGGAAGAUCGCUCUAUCAGCCAUGGCCAAACUGGAAAUACCCAGGUGCUACUCAUUUCAUCUUGAUGUCGCUGAAGAUGUUCAACUGCAUACCUUCGCAGACGCCGGCGAAUUUGGUUACGCAGCGGUAUGCUACCUGCGCAUCAAAAGUGGCUCCCGUAUCGACGUCUCUAUCGUAGCUGCUAAAUCAAAGGUGGCACCUCUGAACCCGGUAUCAAUCCCCCGUCUGGAACUUCAAGCAGCCGUACUGGGUGCGAGACUGGCUUCAAAGAUACAAGGCAUAUCACGGCUACAAAUAAAAAAGAGAAUAUUCUGGACGGAUUCAACGACGGUACUGAAAUGGCUCGGUAUGGAUCCCCGACAGUUCCGCCAAUUCGUAAUGUUUAGAGUUGCUGACAUCUUGGAGCGAACGAAUUUGAACCAGUGGAAAUGGGUACCAUCGCUUUUAAACCCUUCGGACCGGGCAACUAAGGUUGACUCUAAAACUGACGCAAGCCUUUGGUUUAAUGGUCCCACAUUCUUGCAAUACGAUGAAAGCAAGUGGCCCUACCGCGACGACCUGGGACCAGUCGACAACAGCGAAGUGAAAAAUCACUUACUACAUAUCCGGAAGCUGGAACAGAAGAAACUCACUAUCAACUUCGAAUAUUUUUCAAACUGGAGAAGGCUGUAUCGUGCGCUGGCUAGAUUCAUUCUUUACAUAGAAAAAGUCAAAGCAAGGUCUCGGUCCCGGGAACUUCCCAACAGGGUCACGUUUGAAAUGGUUAAAGCAGCAAAAACGGCACUAAUAACUCAGGCGCAGCUUAGCGAGUAUGAAAACGAUCUACUUAGCCUAAGAAGCGAUGAGUUUGAUGUCAUACGUGUUCGAGGUCGGGCCGAAUUCCUCGCAGCUCGCAGUGCUGUGGUUCUGCCGGGUAAACAUCACGUCGCCUACCUUAUAGUUAAAGACGCCCACGAAAGGUAUCAACACAUAUCACACGAAACUGCAAUAAACGAAAUAAGAGGGAGAUUCCAUAUACCGCGACUGCGUGUCCUGUACCGCAUGGUACGUCGAAUGUGUCAAACCUGCAAAAAUAAAUUCGCGGUACCUCGUCCUCCACAACUGGCUCCCUUACCUGCCGCUAGACUCGCAAGUUUCGAACGACCGUUUAGUUAUGUUGGGAUCGACUAUUUUGGCCCAAUGCUCGUCGCUGUCGGCAGGCAUCGAGAAAAACGUUGGGACGUAAUCUUCACGUGCCUCACGGUUAGAGCCAUCCACGUAGAGAUCGCCUACAGCCUCGACACAAGCUCCUGCGUCUUGUGCCUACGCAACUUUAUUUCACGACGCGGAGUACCGAGAGAAAUCUACACCGAUAACGGCACGAACUUCAAAGCGACCAACAAUAUCUUGCGUAUCGAAGCGAAUCAAGUAGACUACGCAACUAUCCAGACCAAAUUUGACAAUAUUAAGUGGAACUUCAACCCACCGGCGGCGCCUCAUAUGGGCGGAGCGUGGGAACGUCUUAUAAGGUCGAUCAAGACCGUGUUAAAUGGAAUGCAUCCCGAGCACAACUUUAACGAUGAAACCCUUCGUAGCGCUCUCUUAGAAGUUGAGUUCAUGAUCAACUCAAGACCGCUUACCUUCGUUACCAUAGACGGGUGCGACGAUGAAGCACUCACGCCGAACCACAUAUUAAUGGGCUCAUCCUCAGGCUACAAACCAAUUGGAACCAGCGGAGACCUGCGUCAACGCUAUCGUCAAACGCAACUUUAUGUGGAUAGGUUCUGGCAGAGAUGGGUGCAAGAGUAUCGGCCGAUCCUAACGCGGAGAUCCAAGUGGUUCGAGAAGCAACCCCCUUUAAAGGUUGGCGACGUAGUGGUAAUUGUUGACGAAUCUAUGGCAAGAAACUGUUGGCCGAAAGGCAUCAUAGUAGACGUCGUCACAGCAAAAGAUGGCCAGAUCGAAGACAUCAUGGCAUCAAGGAAGGCAUGCCCCUGGCUCCAACGGCGGAAACGGAAAACUGCCUACAAUGCCGGCUCUGCCACCGGUACCACGCCUUGCGGACGUGCUCGGCCUUCAAGGCGAUGA
Molecule: messenger RNA, 3096 nt
Organism: Rhagoletis zephyria (snowberry fruit fly)
Lineage: Eukaryota; Metazoa; Arthropoda; Insecta; Diptera; Tephritidae
Biological process (GO): DNA integration
Molecular function (GO): nucleic acid binding
Source: RefSeq, a predicted model, not a curated record